Molecule: messenger RNA, 333 nt
Organism: Ilex paraguariensis (yerba mate)
Lineage: Eukaryota; Viridiplantae; Streptophyta; Magnoliopsida; Aquifoliales; Aquifoliaceae
Source: the annotation of a GenBank genome assembly
AUGAUUGUAGUAGGCCAUGGCAGAAUGUCACUCUUAACUACUUUAUCUUCUACAAUCCAGGCAACUAGCCAGAGCUCUCAAGCAGGGGCAAGUGCUGGUGCACAGGGGCAUUAUGCCCCUGCGAUUGCUGGGGGAGUUCAACCACGGCCAACAGGUAUGGCACCACAACCUAUCCUGAUUGGAUCGGGGCUGGAUAUGCUGGGAUAUGAUGAUUUAGAUGACGAAGAGAAGAUGAAACUCAAAGCUGAGAGAGCUGCAAGGGCUGGAGGGUGGAGUGUAGAAUCAAGCAAGAAAAGGGCACUUGAAGAAGCCUUCGGAAGCAUUUGGAUAUGA